Molecule: messenger RNA, 3865 nt
Organism: Choloepus didactylus (southern two-toed sloth)
Lineage: Eukaryota; Metazoa; Chordata; Mammalia; Pilosa; Megalonychidae
Product: paraneoplastic antigen-like protein 8C
Exons: 2
Coding region: 547-1161 (204 amino acids)
Source: RefSeq, a predicted model, not a curated record
GCGGGAGCAAUUGCUGCGGCCGCAUCCUCGCCUUCACCGGGCCCCCGGGUACUCAGGGCCACCUCUGGGCCAGCGGGGUGGGACCAGCCUCCCCAGCCUGCCAGGCCCCCACCCUCUACACCCAGGGCCAGCAGCCCAGCUCUUCUGAAACUGCAGGGCCUGCGAGGUCUUUGGAGGCCACCGCCAAGAGAGGGGAGGCAGCAUCUUCAAACCCUCGGUGGUGCGGCCUUGCCAGGAGCCAAGCGCCAUCCGGCAAACACUCACCUCGGCUUCACCGGAGCGUGCAAGCCCCUGGGAAUUCCCAGGAACCCUCUCUCAGAGGGAGACCGUGGAAGGCAGGACACUGACAGCCCUUCAGUCCCGGGCCGGGGGUUGUCAGUGACUGAGCUGGACGGAUUGGACUUGCUUGUAGCCUCCGGCUGGUGAGGCCUCACUAUCACGUCGACUUUGGGAAGGGAUCGUGGCAUCCUGGAGAAUUUUGUGGAUUCCCGAGGCAGCUCAGGUGUGCACCAGCGGGCAUACUGCUGCCUCCGAGAGCUAGGCAAGAUGCUGUUUGGCGUAAAGGACAUUGCACUGUUGGAGCACGGGUGCAAGGCCCUAGAGGUGAACAGUUACAAGUCCCUGAUGAUCCUGGGCAUCCCCGAGGACUGCAACCACGAGGAAUUUGAAGAGACCAUACGGGUCCCCCUCAAACCGCUGGGCAAGUUCGAGGUGGCUGGGAAGGCCUUUCUGGAAGAAGACAGAUCCAAGGCAGCCAUCAUAAGGCUAGCGGAGGACAUCAACUACUCGGUGGUCCCCAGGGAGAUCCAGGGCAAGGGAGGGGUGUGGAGAGUGGUCUACAUGCCCCGGAAGCAGGACGUGGAAUUCCUGACCAAGCUGAACCUCUUCCUGCAGAGCGAGGGCAGGACCGUGGAGGACGUGGCCCGGGUCCUGAGGCAGGAACUGUGCCCCUCAGCGACGGGCCCCAAUGGGCUGCCCGCAAGACAGUGCUGUGCGCCCGGGCCGGGGGAGAAGCCGGGAGCUGGAGCCACCGCCCGGGUGGAUGAGACGCCGCCGCUGGACUCCUUGAAGAAGGAGAGCAAAGCUGGGGAUGGCAAGAGGGGCAAAAGGAGGCCCAAGAAAAACCGCCGCCGGCACCGUGCAUCCGACAAGAAGCUGUGAGAUUUGGUUGCACACCACAGUCCCAGGCACUGUUCAAGUUGCUGGGGAACAAACCCAACAAAAUCUUUGCCUCCGUAGCACUCAUGUUAGUGGGUAACAUCUGAGUUACUUGGAUCCAUCUGAGCGAGUGUGGGAACUCUUUGAGUAGACGUGGUGAAAGCCCAGUGAGUAUAACAUCUGCUUGAGUGUGGGUCAUUCACUCGUUCAUUUACGUAACAAAUAUUUCCUGAGCACCUACGGUAUGCCAGGCGCUGUUCUAGACCCUGGGGAUACAGAAGGGAACAAAACAGACCAAAAUCGUUGCACUCGUGGCACUCAUAUUAAAUAUUUGAGUAGUGUCGGUAACCUUUUGAGUUACUUGAACAUAUGGGUGAGCGUGGGUACCAUUUGAGUGUGGGGGUCGCAUCUGAGUACGAGUACCAGUAAUAUAUGAGUUCGAGUGGGUAAUAUUUGAGUAGUCGUGGGUAACACCUGAGCGUGUGUAACCUCUGAAGAAGGGAGCCUCUCAAAGACCCACCAACUUCCAGCAACGGCGAGACCCCGAGGGACCAGCCGCGCAGUCGCAGUCGGCGCCGAAGCGGAGCAGCGCGUCUGACUGUUGCCAUGGGGACUGCAAGCCGCUCCCGGCGCCUGCGCAAGUGUGUGCAGCAAAUGGAAAAGAAACAUGGUUGGCAAUUCCAAGGUUUUGCAGGUCUCUUACCAGAGAUGAGGGAAAAACCAAGCAGAUCCCGAAAUGGAAAACCCUGCUCUAGAGAAAGGCCGAGAUCCCCCGCGGCCCCAUAUUUGGAGCAGCCUGCUCUUGCUGAGUGUGUGGGUGGGGAUGUUCUACGGCCCCCUCUAGUUUGGGGCCCUGCUGGAAACCCCCUCAUUGCAAAGCUUAGAGCCGUUUUCUGUCUUUCAAAAAGAUGUACUUUGUGCCGCUGGCACGCGUCCGGAGUGGGCACCUUGUUUUGCACAGACCAAGCAGAAACCAUGGGGGACUCGUGAGCUGCCUGCUCGCCCCUUCUGAGGAAAUCACUGCCCCUGUGUGACUGUAAAACGCUGUCGCUGUUCUUUACAGGCCGAGUGGCCCUUACCGGGGUGGCCAGGCGUCGGACCCUUCUGCCUUGAUUGCACACCAUCCUGUCGGCCUCUGGAGUUAGGGUGUGGGUUCCCCCCACCCCCCGCCUCAAAUCCCAGAAGCUCUGACUUGGGGCGGGGGUGGGGAGCGAGGGCGGGUGGGGGGAGUGCGGGUACUCCACUCCCUAAAGUGUAAAAGGCAAGACUUGCAAGCAGUGAUCCAGAGGAUGUUAACAAUUAGGAGGUCAUCUCCAAGAGUCCUUAAUUAACAACUUUAAUACGGACUUCCCAACUCUGAAGUCUGAGUCCCCUGUGGUGGCAAAGAGAAAAAAAAAAGGAAAGGAAAAGGAAAAAAUCAGGUAAAAUCUAAAUAUACAGGGGUAGACAAAUCUCUUCUGCAGAGGUCUAUGACCCGUGAAUUUGCCAAAUUUCCUUAGUUCAGGGAUCUGCAAAGGUUUGAGCUGAAUUUCUUUUCAAAAAUGUAAUUCACACACACACACACACACAUACACACACACACACACACACAGUUUUCUUAUCUAUCAAACUGUAACGCUGGAGACCUCCGAUAGGUUAUUGUGUUGGGCGUCAGUCACAUUUGUGAAUUCCAACAUCUGAGCCUUUUUCUUAUUUCCGGGAGGCUGCCCCAUUUUACCCUCCUAUUAGAGUCAAAAACUGAAGGUUCUCUUUGCAAUCCCACCCUGGCAACCAGGGUACAGGUAAGGGAUCCACUCUCAGGAAGUUGAAGCCCGUUUUAGGUCCUUGAGCUCCCAGCAAGUGUCAAGAACAGAAGGAAUUUUAGAAUUCACUUCAUUGACAAAUGAAUUGCCAGCUGCCUACCUAAAACCUCGAAGACUGAUUUCUGUCCGUUUCCCAAGCUGUCUCUCUAGCAUCUAGUUUCAACAUCCUUUUCUUUUAUGCAACAGUCAGGAUAAAAUUUUUCCUGCCAUCUCAACACAUAUAUUUGAACUUCUUGGGAGUGCAUCCACGAUCGAGAAGUUUGUAGCUCUAUAUUGGUCACUUUAUUCCUUGUAAAUUUCAACCCAAGCAUGUGCACUCACAUAAUAUUGUACUACUGCAUUCAUCUUUCCAUCACAGAGUAUGUGCUCGAAUAAAUGCCACACAAGACUCAGGAGUAUUUGUUCGUUGCAUGCUGUACUUCCAUCAAAGCCUAAUAGUUGUAUAGUAACAAGGGGUGGUGUGACAUUUCUUAUCAUACUGCAGUAUCCAAACUGUAUUUACGCUUAUUAUGGGUGUCAGGUGUUUCCCACACAGCCUUGAUAUUAGUGACACACAGCGUGAACGGUUGUUCAAUGUGGCCAGUGAAACAAAAAUUUCCUACCACUUCUCUUUCAAGUUUUCCCAGACUAGUUAAGGAGUUUUCUGGGAUUACAAUGCACCUGUUAUGUCAAACUGUUACCAUUUGAAGUUACUUAUCUGUUUGUAAAGACGCUGUUGGCACAGUAGAUCCCAAACAAAAAUUAAUAAGUAAAUUGGAUGUGCUGGCCAGUGGGAGACUGCAAGUGGCCUUUGCAAACCCCUAAUUUCAAAGGUGGGUUCAGUUAUAGCCCUUCAUUGUCCUUUGUGAUUGAUGUGAUGUUGUACAAAUGUGAACUUAUACAAUAAAUGUAUGCUAAUGAAAUCA